Molecule: messenger RNA, 549 nt
Organism: Notolabrus celidotus (New Zealand spotty)
Lineage: Eukaryota; Metazoa; Chordata; Actinopteri; Labriformes; Labridae
Gene: rpl27a
Product: ribosomal protein L27a
Exons: 5
Coding region: 55-501 (148 amino acids)
Biological process (GO): translation
Cellular component (GO): ribosome; cytosolic large ribosomal subunit
Molecular function (GO): structural constituent of ribosome
Source: RefSeq, a predicted model, not a curated record
CGCACAAAACCGCGAGACUUCUAAAUCCCGAUCCUCUUUCAACUAGCCUCCAAGAUGCCCACCAGGUUGACCAAGACGAGGAAGCUCCGUGGACAUGUCAGCCAUGGACAUGGUCGCAUCGGUAAGCACAGGAAGCAUCCUGGAGGUCGUGGUAAUGCUGGUGGUAUGCAUCACCACAGGAUCAACUUCGAUAAAUACCAUCCUGGGUACUUCGGAAAGGUGGGAAUGAGACAUUACCAUCUGAAGAGGAACACAACCCACUGCCCCACCAUCAACCUGGACAAGCUGUGGACGCUGGUGAGCGAGCAGACCAGGCUGAACUACGGCAAGAAGCCAGAGGGACCCGCACCCAUCAUCGAUGCAGUGCGCGCUGGCUACUACAAAGUUCUGGGCAAAGGCAAACUGCCCAAGCAGCCCGUGAUCGUCAAGGCCAAGUUCUUCAGCCGACGGGCCGAGGAGAAGAUCAAGGCAGUGGGAGGAGCCUGUGUGCUGAUGGCAUAACGCUCUUGACAGUGUCUUUUUGGAAAAAAUAAAAUGUAUAAAUGGGAA